Kluyveromyces marxianus DMKU3-1042 is the source of this 546-nucleotide messenger RNA. It is a transcript of the gene SKP1, whose product is annotated as SCF ubiquitin ligase subunit SKP1. The transcript has a single exon. Gene Ontology annotation, cellular component: cytoplasm; nucleus. Gene Ontology annotation, molecular function: cullin family protein binding. Bases 1 to 546 code for a protein of 181 amino acids. Lineage: Eukaryota; Fungi; Ascomycota; Saccharomycetes; Saccharomycetales; Saccharomycetaceae. The record is from RefSeq and is a predicted model, not a curated record. Gene Ontology annotation, biological process: SCF-dependent proteasomal ubiquitin-dependent protein catabolic process; mitotic cell cycle.
AUGUCGAAAGAAAACCAGAACGUGGUGCUAGUCAGUGUAGAAGGAGAGAGAUUCGUGGUCGACAGAAAGAUCGCUGAAAGGUCGCUACUUUUGAAGAACUAUCUACAGGACUUGAACAGCGGAGAUUUGCAAGAUGCGGAUGGUGAUAAUGAUGAUGAUGAGGAUGAUGAUGAGGAUGACGAAAUAGUGAUGCCCGUGCCAAACGUGAGGUCGUCUGUGCUCCAGAAAGUUAUCGAAUGGGCUGUGCAUCACAAGGACUCGAACUUCCCUGACGAAGACGACGACGAUUCCAGAAAGGCGGCACCUGUGGACCCAUGGGACCGUGAGUUCUUGAAGGUGGACCAAGAAAUGUUAUACGAAAUCAUUCUUGCAGCAAACUACCUCAAUAUCAAGCCAUUGCUCGAUGCAGGUUGCAAAGUCGUGGCCGAAAUGAUUAGGGGCAGAACGCCAGAAGAGAUCAGAAGAACGUUCAACAUUGUCAACGAUUUCACACCCGAGGAGGAGGCUGCCAUCAGACGUGAGAACGAGUGGGCAGAGGACCGCUAG